CUUCCUACUCAUUAAAUCUUUCCUCAUUAGUGUUACUUUUACUUUCUAGAAACGUAUAUUCAGUAUUGUAAGCUUGGAGUUCUUUUGUUUUCUCCCUGAAGAGGUAAAGCCCUGGGGGAUUUAAGUAUCUACUUGAUAGGCUCGCACAAUCUUAAUCAGCCUAUAAUGGAGCUAAUGGCUGUUUGUCAUCCUUGGAGAUAUAAAUUUCCUGGUGAUGUCUACUGCAGUCAGUGCAUGAAGUAUGCUCUGACUGCCAGCAAGGUCUAAUAACCAGGAGAAGGGCAGCCAGCUUCAUUAGCGAGAGCGAGACUGAGACUGUACCGACUGCUUUUCUGGGGAGCUCUGCUUUUUUGAGUACCAAGGGGAAAAUGGAUAAUGCUGUUGAUAGUUUGGAUAAGGCUUCAAUCGCUAACUCGGACGGACCAGCUCCAGGAUCCCAAACUCCUCCCUUCAAGAGGAAAGGCAAACUCUCCACUAUCGGCAAAAUCUUUAAACCUUGGAAAUGGCGGAAGAAGAAGACUAGUGACAAAUUCAGAGAAACAUCCGCAGUGUUGGAAAGGAAGAUUUCGACAAGACAAAGCAGAGAGGAGCUGAUAAGAAGGGGAGUGCUGAAGGAAAUGCCCGAGCAAGAUGGUGAUGUAACAGUAAAUUUUGAAACUUCAAAUGGACACACCAUAGCCAUCGGUGAAGAAACCAUACAGGAAGAAAAUGUGGUAAAGGCCAGUGGAGAUGAUGGUACUUUAUCAGAUAAAGCAUCAGCAUUGGAAGGAAAAAAAGAAGACCAACAAGAGAGCACUACUGAUCACUGCCCAGAAAUACCGGCAUCCCAUGCUCCACCACUACCCAAGCCUAAACCUAAAUCUAAAAAAGCUCCGCCGCCACCAAAAAAUGCUAUUGCUGCUUCCACCACCACCAGCCAUAAGAGUAACGAAGCACCUCACGCUAAAAAAAAGGGAAAGGCUCCUGCUAAGCAGCCUCCUCUCCCACCACCCAAGCCAACAAGUCAUGGUGCAAAUCGAGAAGCUGCUAGUUCCUCUCACGUGAAAAAAACACCAGUCUCCAAGUCCUCUUCAUCACCAUCUCCUUCGUCCACAUCAUCUCAUCCCAAAGCCUCCAAGGAGACUUCCAGCAAAUCAGGCACAUCAGGGACUCCCAGGGGCAAGAAAAAAACUGGGAAGCAGUCAACCCCACGAACAGCGCUGGAUGGGGCUGCUUCUUCCCCCUCAGGUGCCACAGCUAACAGGUUGGAAUUGGAGAUAGAAAAACCUGAGCCUGAGCAACCUUCCAUAGUAAUUUCCAAAACAGAAGACACAGAUGAAAAAAAACUUGUUGUCCCCCCUCCUCCCACCGCUGCCCCUCCUCCACCUCCACUUCCACCUCCUUUUCCUGCUGCAGCUGAUCAGCCCACUGUCUCCUCAAAUGCCCAAGAUGUGUCAGAUGGCUGCGUGGCAGGGCCAGCUGUCCCCGAAUCAGAACCUCUUCCCCAGACUGAGCAUGGCACAGACGAGAGCCUGAGCAGUACAGUCAUAGGCAGUGGUCCAGAAGCUACUGAAGAAGACGCAAAAAGCAUGGCUACCAAAGAAGAAAAAGCAGCAGAGGCACCUGACCAGGCUCUUUCUGAACCAGCGGAGGAGGCUUCUGACACCGCUGGUCCUCCUGAGAGUGAAAGUAGCAGAGAGAGCCACAGCAGCGACUCAGACUCUGAUGGGCCAAUACUGUAUACAGAUGAUGACGACGACGACGAUGAUGAUGAUAAUGCAAGUGCUGAAAGCUCUUUGGCAAGUAAGAUUCGCCGUAGAGAUACUCUUGCUAUCAAACUUGGCAACAGACCAUCUAAGAAAGAAUUAGAAGACAAAAACAUCUUGCAGCGUACAUCUGAAGAGGAGAGGCAGGAAAUCAGACAUCAGAUUGGAACGAAGCUAGUGAGGAGACUUAGCCAGAGGCCUACAACUGAAGAGCUAGAGCAAAGAAAUAUCCUGAAGCAGAAGAAUGAAGAAGAGGAACAGGAAGCCAAAAGAGAAAUAAAACGUAGACUCAGUAGAAAGCUCAGCCUGAGGCCUACAGUUGCUGAACUUCAAGCGAGAAGAAUCCUUCGAUUUAAUGAGUACGUGGAGGUCACAGAUUCUCCAGAUUACGACCGUCGUGCGGACAAGCCUUGGGCCAGGUUAACUCCCGCAGACAAGGCAGCAAUACGGAAAGAACUGAAUGAAUUUAAAAGCACAGAAAUGGAAGUACAUGAGGAAAGUCGGCAGUUUACCAGGUUUCAUCGUCCGUAACUGUUUGGCCACAUCCCAUAUUUCAUGUAACAAUUUUCUUUGGGGAAAUCAUUGCGUCCUGAAGACCUAAGAUUGCACUGGAACUAAACUGAGUAUGACUGUGUGCUACGGCUUACCCUGAGGUUAAUGAAGGAUGUGGCUCUCGCCUUUGUCAGUGGACAAAUGAUUCGUCUGGGAUGAGAACCCACGUGAAGUGUUUGUCACUGUGAAGACAGACCACGGUUCUGUGGCUAGCGCACAUGAACGAGUUGGUGGACUUCAUUGGAGCUCCACAAGUCAGGAAAUGCUGAAGACAAUCGCUUGAGAGCCUGUUACCAGGAACUUCAGACUUCAUGGGGUUGUGACGGAGGGUAACUGAGGGGGGUGUGGUGUGUGAAAAGGACUGAGAGCGUGGGGGAAGAGAGACUUCGCUUGUCGGUCCACAAAGUGGAACGUAUGGGACUGCUUCAUGAUGCACUUGGCCAGUGGGAGGAAUUACUUUAAAAAAAAAAAAAAAGUGCGUGAGAGCAACUGUGCAUGCCUUUUUUUUUUAGUGGUCACAGCUUGUCUUAGAAAGACAGUAAGCCGCAAGUCCUCAUGUCAUCAGUACUUUAGUGAAGAACUGUGAUUUUCUCUGGUGCCAGUAAGUACAGUUGCCAGAAAUUAGUCCUAGUAUAACUUGGCUGUCUUUUUUAAAAUCCCAGUGAGCAUGCUUCAAGAAAAUACAUUGAACAUUCGUACAGAACAAAUAAUAUAUUUUUUUGGUUUUAAUGUUGACAUACUGUGGAUCCUUAGAAAUGCAUAAAGAGGAUUUGAAGGACAAAUAACGUGACACUAUGAAUGCAAUGAAAUGCUUCAUGUUUAGAAACACUCCUUGCUGUCACUUGCCAUUCAAACCAGAGGGAUCAUUAUCAUUCCCACCUAUGGCAGGAAGCUGUGAUAACUUCAACAUCACUCUAGUGUGAAUCCAAAAUCAGAACUGAAAUUAGGCACAAAAGUCUUUACUGGUAGGCUUAAACAGUGAUUACUAAUGUGACUUUUUUAUGUUUAAGGACUCUUGCACUGCUUUGAGGAAGAACUCCCAGAUGAAUCAGUAUGUCUUCAGCCAGUGGUCCUGUAAAAGUGAAUGGACAAUCCUUAGAGUGUCUGCAGCCUGUGUUUGUUGAGUGUGAAGAAUGUUUCUUAGAUUCAUAAUUUUUUAUACAAUCUUGAAAUUGUUCAUGUGAAUACAGUACUAUUAAGAUUAAGUGGUAUGGAGUGUGAAAGACAAUACAUGGUUUUUCUAAGUUGGCCCAAAGGGCUAUUAAAAAGCCUGUGGCAUUGUUUACACUAAGAAAUUCCCUGUAUUAUAUUAGUACUUAUUUAUCCUUUGAAUUAAUCUACAGGCCACUUGGGAGGGGAAGUGUCUGGAAUUCACAUAUGCAUACAUUUAAUGCAGUAUUACAAUAUAUUUGCUAUUUAUCCUUUCUAAUGUUUGUACAUAUUACAAUUUCUUUUUGUCUUUUAUGUGCCCUGUUUAGUUUUUAAUUAUGAAGUGUAUUUCUUUUUCAGACAAUAAAAGGUCUGUGUAGAUGUGAUUUUUACCUCAGAACCUGCAGUAGAUUCUCAUGGAAUGUUUUUAGUUUAGAAAAUUGAAGGUUGUUGUUUUAGAUGUCAGCUGAAAGGCAGGAAGGCAGUUUGGUGGCUAAAAUUAGAUGUUCCUUUUUGCUAAUAUUUAAAACAAGACCAGGUUUGCAUAAAAGGGGUGGAUUAUUUUAGUAAAGAGCACUUCUAGUAACAGGAGAUUGCUUUCCAACAGCUGGAAUUCUAUUAAAGAGAUUGACAAACCUAAAAAAGAUAGAUUUAUAAGACUCUUAGGAUCUCUUACAUUUUAGUAAAAAUCUAAUAAUGUACAAACCCCAAAAUAUCAAUAACCAAAUAAAAUAAGUAUCUACAUGCUUGUAGCAAAAAGAAAGAGCACCUUCCUUUUUUAAUGGAAUCAAUAGGAGCCAUUAGGAUUGCAUUUGCAGAAAACAGUUCAGCUUCUGUGAGGCCCAUCAUUUUAUAAAUAUAGAAACACCACUUUGACAUCAAGGAAGCAGUGAAAAUGUAUUCUUUGGCACUACACCAUGCAAGAAUGAUCAGAGCACUAGAGUUAAGGUUUGUCAGCAAUUAUGGUAGAAUCCUAACUUUUAUUUUUAGAAUUUGAAGAGUAAACUUUAAACUUACACUAGCACUUAAUAAAUAGUUCUCCUACUUGUUGUUGUUGUUGCCAAAUCUAGAAAUGUGUGUCCAAAUGUAUAAAGGUCUACUGUGUUGAUUUUGAAGCGUAAAACACAGUAUUUCACUUCAAAGAAAACAAGUGGAGCAAUUAAAUAGACCUCACAGUUGCUUUAAUCACUUUGAAACGUUUGAAAGCAGCCAGGAUUCUCAAGGCAGAAGGGUAGCUGUUGCACAGGCAGAAGAACUUGGGCAAGUGUAAGGUCAGACUAUGAACUUUAUAUAUAAAGACAGUGGCUCCACUGACAUGUCGGGGUAUGUACAGGUUACACAAGCAAACUAAAACUUUUAUAAACUCUUAGGAUGAAGUGCAUGAAUUGACUUUUGCAAGAAGACUUUCUUCUAUACUAGGCUUGGAGCAUGAAUGGAAAGACGUGCCACAUUCUUGGUUUAGAAGAAAAACAUCACAAAGAUGUGGAUAAAACAACUGGCUCAGACUUCCUCAAGCUGCAUUUUGCCAUAAGACAUGAGGAUAUGUAGGUGAAGUAUCGCUUAGGCUUUCCUUAUCCUCUUUUGAAGUAUUCACUAUAAGCCAUUGCUAGAGGCAAAAGACUAGCCGGGAUAGAGAUGCUGAGCUAAUCUUCAAUUCCUGUAAUUUCUUAUUAUUUUGAUGACAAAUAAUGAGAUUCUUUGGCCCACAAUUCACCAAACUACUUAUGCAAAUCUAUGUAACUGGACAAAAAGAGUCGCCUUUAUUGGAACUUAGGUAAAAAUGUAGUGUACUUUCAGAAUUAGAACUGUAGACUGACUAUUGUGUACUGUACGCACCUACAGACUCAGAAUUGUAUAUACUAUUUUUAUAUCCUAAAUAUCAACUGCCAGAAAAAUGACAGCUAUAAGGUGUUACCCAUGCAAUAAAAAACAACAAGAUUUUGAUAUAUCACUAUGUAGAGUGAAGCAAGUUUGCUUUACCUUAUUUAUUUGCCUGAAGUCAGUUUCUGCUGUAUCUCCUCAUUCUCUGCACUGAUGAUUUCAAAUGUCUUCAAGUUGCUACGACAGCCCGUUGGAAAUAAUACAUCAUGUACCUGCCUAUGGUGCUGCAUGCCUGUUAGAAGGGAAAAAUCAGGGUAAGUCCUGAAAAACUCCUGAGUGAAUAAUCCUUGAAGAAGGAAAAGCAAAAAGAUAUUAAAAAGGCAAAGAAAAAAAUAACAUUUUCCAUGCAACACAUAGUACAAUCUAGCUGGCUAAAAUGGGUCAAUGUGUCAAUUUAUUAAGUUGGACAAAUCAUUUGAAUGUCAUCCACAAUAUGUGACAAACCUUACACACAUACCUAUGUUCCACAGGGUCAAAUAUGAACUCGGAUGUCUUAUGUCCACACAAAGAGAAAACUAGCUGCUUGAAGUAGUCAUUACCUCACUUGUCACAUUUAUCUGUAGGAUCAAGCAUCACAGCAUGUGGCAGUAGGCGCAGAAGAAUGUUAGCUUAAUCAAAUCCUAAGUUCUUCACAUGACAAAUUGAACUGCUUCUGGAAUGUCUCUCAUUUCUCUUUUCUUUCUGGUAAUAUAUAUUUGUUCUUGUAAGUGAAAUUAUUAGUUUCAAAUGAAAAAUAGUCUAUUUGAAUUUCCUUGAAUUGUGAUACAUGUGUUGAUUCAAAAAUUACCAUAAAGAAAAUAUUUCAGCUGAAUGCUAGCCAUUAGUUAAGCUAAAUACCAUUCCAACUGAUGACUUAAACAAGGCAGGACAACGAGGAGUGUAUCUUUAAAAUCACUGGAAGUAUUUACAGAUAUUUAUAGGUCUACAAGACUAUUUAUUUAUUUGGUUUAGCAUUUACCUACAGCUGUGAGUUUCCCUUGCAGUGGUGGACUUUACCAACCUCUGAUGUGGUGUGGGGCUGGGCAGCCCCACCUUCUGCUUUGGCCACACUGAGCAGCUCUCAGAAAGGCACCACAGUCUCAGUGUUGGCAUGUAAGAAAGAUAUCAGAUGACCACUUUUUUUUCCUUGAGAACCAAAUGAAAGCUGUGAAACAAAGG
Messenger RNA from Cuculus canorus (common cuckoo), 6485 nucleotides. RefSeq names its product phosphatase and actin regulator 2 (gene PHACTR2). The transcript is spliced from 13 exons. The record is from RefSeq and is a predicted model, not a curated record. Gene Ontology annotation, molecular function: actin binding. NCBI's taxonomy places the organism in Eukaryota, Metazoa, Chordata, Aves, Cuculiformes, Cuculidae. Bases 369 to 2276 code for a protein of 635 amino acids. Gene Ontology annotation, biological process: actin cytoskeleton organization.